CCGGCUUCCGCCACAAUGUCGGCUCGCCUCCCGAGACUCGCCCGCUCGUUUUCUUCCUCUGCUGCCCGUAACCUCGCCACUCCUGUAGCUCAGAAGCCGGUCCUGAACAAAGAGUUUAAAAUUUAUCGCUGGAACCCAGAUGAACCCGCCACCAAACCCACCCUCCAGUCCUACACCAUUGACCUCAACCAAACAGGACCAAUGAUUCUCGAUGCUCUCAUCAAGAUUAAGAACGAAGUCGACCCCACUCUCACUUUCCGCCGCUCGUGUCGCGAGGGUAUUUGCGGCUCCUGUGCCAUGAACAUUGACGGCCAGAACACCCUCGCCUGUCUUUGUCGUAUCGAUAGAUCUGGGAAGGAUACCAAGAUUUACCCAUUGCCCCAUAUGUACGUGGUCAAGGACCUCGUUCCAGAUCUCACCCUAUUCUACAAACAAUACAAAUCCAUAAAGCCCUACCUGCAAAACCCCAAUCCACCAGAGGAUGGCAAGGAGUUCUUGCAGAGUCCGGAAGACCGCAAGAAGCUCGAUGGAAUGUACGAGUGCAUCCUCUGUGCCUGUUGUUCGACGAGUUGCCCGAGUUACUGGUGGAAUCAGGACGAAUACCUUGGUCCAGCUACACUGAUGCAAGCUUACCGAUGGAUUGCUGACUCUCGCGACUCGCAAACGGCGGAGCGCAAGGAAGUUUUGCAGAAUGAAAUGAGUCUAUAUCGCUGCCAUACCAUUUUCAACUGCUCUCGUACUUGCCCCAAAGGCCUCAACCCAGCGCUGGCCAUUGCCAAGAUUAAAAUGGAACUUGCAGCAGAUUAG
Messenger RNA from Mycena indigotica, 807 nucleotides. RefSeq names its product Succinate dehydrogenase [ubiquinone] iron-sulfur subunit, mitochondrial. The transcript is spliced from 5 exons. Gene Ontology annotation, cellular component: mitochondrial membrane. Gene Ontology annotation, molecular function: electron transfer activity; 2 iron, 2 sulfur cluster binding. The record is from RefSeq and is a predicted model, not a curated record. NCBI's taxonomy places the organism in Eukaryota, Fungi, Basidiomycota, Agaricomycetes, Agaricales, Mycenaceae. Gene Ontology annotation, biological process: respiratory electron transport chain; aerobic respiration; tricarboxylic acid cycle. The coding region runs from base 16 to 807 and encodes 263 amino acids.